Molecule: messenger RNA, 159 nt
Organism: Chondrus crispus (carragheen)
Lineage: Eukaryota; Rhodophyta; Florideophyceae; Gigartinales; Gigartinaceae
Exons: 1
Coding region: 1-159 (52 amino acids)
Source: RefSeq, a predicted model, not a curated record
AUGUUCGCGAGACGUAGAAUUUGUGUGAAAUACUCCUGCGCUGCUGCCUUCAACAUCACACAAGGCAAAACAGAACUUUCGCACAGUUGUAUCCUUGUGAGGUGUUUCCUUGAAAGGGAUCAUCCCAAGAUGAUCACCGAAACACUGGUAGGGACUUGA